Nasonia vitripennis (jewel wasp) is the source of this 3505-nucleotide messenger RNA. RefSeq lists its product as uncharacterized. The record is from RefSeq and is a predicted model, not a curated record. The coding region runs from base 106 to 1599 and encodes 497 amino acids. Lineage: Eukaryota; Metazoa; Arthropoda; Insecta; Hymenoptera; Pteromalidae. The transcript is spliced from 10 exons.
ACUGCAGAUUGCAGAAUGAGAAGUUCCUAUGGCCGAACACACAACUUGUCGUGUCGCUUCAAAAGCAUCAGGAAAAACUAAUUGAUAGCGAACAGACGACACGGCAUGGUGGACGUGACGUCAGCGCCGGCAUCCGCCGAGACAGGUAGCUUCAUGGGUCGCACCAGAGGCGCUUUGCGCUCGAUGCGCUCGGUCCUCGGAGGCGGCGGCGAGUACUUGCAGGGCCUGGGGAAUAGGAUCGGCACAGCUCUCAGUAGCAGCCUCGAGGAAAGCGACCCGACCACCUCACCCUCCACCCAGACAUCCCAGACUCAACCGGGAGCCAGGGCUGCGCUGCAUAAGCAGCAACAGAAGCAACAGCAGCUCGAGAAAGACGCCACAGCGACGGCCGCCGCUACCGAGCUCGACGCCAGGAGGAAACUCAGAUUCCCGAGAUUCGGCAACGGCUCGACCUACGAAGACUACGACGCGAUGAUCAGGCGCAAGUUCGAGCAGCAGGAGAUGGCCCGCUGCUCGCGAAUAAGCAGGAAAUACCCGGGCAUGUCGUACGAGGAAAUAGCGUCUUCCAGGUCGGCCUCGGUCAAACGCUCGGAACCUAAAAAGAUCGAGGAGGUAAUGAGUCCUGCGGACAAGGAGAGCGUCGAUAGCGCAGAGCCGCUGCAGGAGAAGGACGUCAAGGCCUCGGGGGCCGAUCCCUUCAACAAACUCGACAGCAAAGUCGCGAGGGCACCGAACCGUUAUCAGACCGUGGUUUUUCGUUUAGAUAUGCCGUCAAGUAGUGGUUCGACGAGCGAUGCGGACUACGGACCGAGCGCCAGCUUGGACUCGACGAGCGCAGGCGAUGGACGCAGGGACUGGCAGAGAUCUGGCUCAUCGGGAUCGAUCCAGUCCUGGGCUUCGAGUUUGUCGGCUGAUAGUCAAUCGGAAGAAGCUGCCGUAGAAUUUAUGAAAAUGUUUGUGCCUAAGCUGUUCGAAUCUCCCAGCACCAUUGAGCAGGAGCAGAAAGCCACCUUCGGCCAGAUGGUGCUUACGGAGUCUGGCCGAGUGUGGUUCGCAAGGGUUGUGAAUGCAAGGAGAGCGCGUCCCUGCGUAACAGAAGAGUCAUUCUACUCGUUGGCUCAGCACUUCGCGGUGGCUCUUUUCGAAUGCCACGAAGCAGACGACUUUGCGCCUGCGAAAAGUCUUAUGAAUAUGUGCUUUACGUUUUACCAUGAAAUCGAAGUACCUGGAGUAGAACCAUAUCGUGAAUAUUUAUACACGAACCUGAGGGUUCAACCAAUAUGGACGUCAAUGCGUUUUUGGACCGCAGCCUUUUUCGAUGCGCUACAAUGCGAAAGAGCUGCCAAGCCUGUGCCUCCAAGACCUAAAUCGACAGAUCAAGAAGUCGCUGCCGCUGAAGACAGGAAGUUUCACGCCAACAUAGCGUUUGGCCAAUUGGGGACUUUUACGUGUAACAUGCACGCUUUUGGGCUACCCAGAAAUCUCUGUCUCGAUUUUUUACGAAAACAGUGCGUUAUCGCUAACUUAACACAAGAUCAAGAAAAAAUGCUGAAAGACAAUAUAGAGAGGAUGUUCGAUGAGACUGAACCUUGGCGAUAGCGAGAAGUAGUGGAGCACAUUUUUACAUGUAAUAAGAGUAACAUCUCGAUGUUAAAACAAGAGGAUAAAUUCAAUUGAACCUGAUAGUCGCAAAGAAUAACGAAUUACAUCUCGAGCAGCUUACGCAUCCUUUCAACAACUUCCUAAACAUAAAAAGAAUCAUGAGCUUAAGCUUAAUCAAUUGCGAUGGUCAAUCGGGCUUAAAAGUGAUAUCACUAGUCAGCGUAAUCGAAGUGAAAUCGACGAUAACCAGAAUCAAUUAUAUGUACGUAUGUAUGUAUAUAUAUAUAUAUAUCAUAUGUUAAUUUUUCAUGAGAGGACCAGAUAACGUGUGGGAAUUUCCGAGGAAAUUCAUUUGUAUUAAGUAUUCCGCCGCGACGAUCUCAAAAGAAGGGAUCUCGCAUCUCGCUCUGUAAAUUGCGUGAAAGUGUUUACUUCUAAGGAACGAACGGAACGAAACGAGUGUGCUACAUAUAUUUUUCAAACGAAUACACAAUACAGCACGGUGUAAGAUAUGCCAGAAGUAUUAAUUGAUAUUUCAAACUGAAAAUUUUCUUCCAUAUACAUUUAAAUUUCUAUACACAUGGAAAAACAGAUUAGUGUGAUAUCUUUAUUUGAGCUUUCCAUCAAAUAGUCGAUAUUAAUAGCAUUUUGAAGGUCUACUACAGCAUUUAUAGGAUAUGAUAACAGAUUAUAAAUUUCACGUCAGAUCUACGGUACAUACUUAAAGAAAUCCAAUUUAAUGUAUUGAAGUUGCCAAUGUGAGAAUUUUUUUAUACAAAAAAUAUUAUCUUUGUAUUUCACAAGAAAGAUUUUGUAGAGUAAAGAUUGUUAAACAUUAAACGAUUUUUAUUUUGAUCACAAAUCGACCGAUGCCUCCAUUUCUUAAAUCUCGUCAAAUCUGCAGUAGGUAUAACGAUAUAGGAAAAAGGGAAAUAUGAAUAGUGUUCUGGCAAAUAAAGUACGAGAGACGAAUAAAUUUUACAUACUGUUUAUUAAUCAUAAUUUACUCGGAAAAGUCGGGCCUCAACCAGUGGGCCUCAUCUUUUGUUUUAUUAAACAUAUUUGAUCGGUGAACAUCACAAUGUUAAUUUUUGUCAAGUCCACGUACAGAUUUCAUGUUUUCAUUUUUAUUUUGCGCUCUGAGAAAUGUGACGCAAAAAGACUGAUAAAAGUAUUCAAAUCCCGUUGCCUACUAUGUAUCAAAGAAAUCGCUACGAACGCAAGGUUUAUAAUUCACAGAAAUCACCGUCAGCUGAAAAGGAAGAAAAUCACCAUUCAUCGCUCGCUAUACCUAUCUCUCGUCGGGCUAUGCGUCUUCGUACGAGCCUACAGACGUGUUAGCCCGCUUUUUACGUCCUUGGUUUAUUUGUUCCGUUACCUCGCGUAACGCUGUACUCAAUAAAAAAAUGGCGCGUCAGUUUAACGAAAAAGAAAUACGAUAACAAAUUAUAAAAAAAGUCCUGACAAAGCGUCACACACGCGUUGACUAGCGCAAAAAUAUGAAGAAGUUAGAAUCGACGAAAGGCGGUAACGGAGACCCUUGUUUUAACUUUUUGUUAAUACGUAUCAAAAAAUGGCUGCCGAAAUACGUCGCGCUGCUGGCUCGAAUCCUUCUAUAGUUUUUUUUGUCGUUAUGUCUGAAAUUAUAUAUGUUAAAAGUGAAAAAAUAUUUAAAAAAUACGCCAAACAAUAGAAACUCCGAAAAUGUUUUUUUCCUCUCUCGCACUCUCUCUCUCUCUCUCUCUCUCUCUCUCACUCUCGCUCUGUCACUCUCAUCUCUUAUUUCAAACACCGCUUUCUCGUUUUGCCACCGCGCUCAAACUUUAACGUCGUCUCAAUCGUACCUUCGAAUCGAAGCAGAUUUUCGAUUACUUUUUUUUUCAUUUUUUGUUGAUAAAAAUGA